This is a messenger RNA of Ylistrum balloti, 1849 nucleotides long. RefSeq names its product caspase-3-like. The record is from RefSeq and is a predicted model, not a curated record. Bases 219 to 1454 code for a protein of 411 amino acids. Gene Ontology annotation, biological process: proteolysis. The transcript has 8 exons. Lineage: Eukaryota; Metazoa; Mollusca; Bivalvia; Pectinida; Pectinidae. Gene Ontology annotation, molecular function: cysteine-type endopeptidase activity.
AUCGCAGACACCCGUUGUAAUAAUCAGUCUAUACACGAAAUUCGUUACGGAAUGUGUGCUAAUAUAUUUUAAAGAUUAUGUAAACACAUAGAUAAUGCUAUAAAUAGUUUUUUGAAACAGGAGAUCAGGUCAUCCGACUGCUUCCGGGAUAGGCAUACAGUCUAGUUGAUACCAGUAACGGAUCCCGGGCAAUCUUAAGGUCAUCCUGAUAUACCAACAUGACAACCAGAGCAUGUAACCAGGAAAUGAAUUCCCGCCAUUUAAAGCUGCUGAAUGAAUUGGCCAACUACUUUGAUCCAAAAGUUGAUCAACAUGAAUACGACCAGUUCAUGAAUUCCUUUCGUGCUUUUUUAUCACCAUUAGCGAUGAAAAAAUCACAUAAUUUGUUGGAAGCAUUCAAGAAUUUAGAAAAAAAGGGCACACUUGCUGUUGGAAAAUAUGAUGAAUUGAGGAGCAUUGUUAGAAAUUUUAAUGUUGCACUAGUACCAAUAAUUGAUGAUGCAGAGCAAGACAUUGUCAAAUUACAAACCGAAGCUGACGCCAGACCACCCAGCAGUCGAACAGAUGUAACUAGUGGAAUACAUGUCCAGCCUCACUCAACAGUAAAUACAGAUACACCGACAGCUCCUAAACGUAAACGUGAACAAGAUUAUAUUUACAAUGAUGGCAAUAAGAAAGGUCUGCUGGUGAUAAUCAAUAUCACACAAAACAGGGCAGGUACAGAGUAUGAUGAAGCAGGUUUAAAGAAAUUUUUUGAAGAUGAUCUGCAAUGGGAAGUGGAGACACGCAAGGAUUUAACGUAUGACAGACUAGACAAGUACCUUGAUGGUUUAAAAGAACGUCUCACUGAUCGUGAUACUGCCAACAAGUAUUACUGUCUUGUGGUUACUGUCAUGAGUCAUGGAAACAAGGAGGGAAUAUAUACAUAUGAUUCCAGUAAAGAAGUGAAAGAAAAGCAGGUGUAUGAAUUUGACAGGAUUUUCAAAUGUUUCAAAAAUGACGAGAUAAAAGCAUUUACAGGGAAACCCAAAGUGUUUCUGAUACAGUCAUGUAGAGGAAGCUCUAUCCAAGGGGAGGUAACCAGUGAUGACAAUAACACAAUGGAAAUUCCAGAGAUACCAGACUCCAUUGCUCAACCUGCUGUCCGAAUCACCGUUCCUGUAGAUGCUGAUAUGCUCAUCAUGUGGGCAACAACACCAGGUUACAAGGCAUUCAGAGGUGUGUUUGAAGGUUCACACUUUCUUCAAGAAGUGGUGAAGCAAUUCAAACAGAAUUACGAAAUGGACCAUCUCGAAAUGAUGCUGAUGAAAGUUAGGCAUACAUUUGCAAACACAGAAGAAUAUCGAAAGAAUUUAGGUCCAAGUAAAAGUGCAGAUGGCAAAAUGAUGAACAUUGUUAGUACACAGAUGCCCUGUUCAUGGUCAACUCUGACAAAAAUGUUAUACCUGAAAUAACAACAAUGAGCAUGGAUGGGUCACAAGGCAGCAAUACUUUAUAAUUAAAAUCAACUUGGAAUAUUUUAUCAAAUGACAUUUUCCAUUCCUACCUUAAGGUUAAGAUAAUUCUUCAUCAGCAAAAUUUAUAUUGUAUCCCUACGCCAACUGGGAAUGUUUUGUCACACAACAUUUUUCAGCCCGAAGUUAAAAUCAUUCUUCAUCAUCAAAGACAGAAACAUUGUCUCAAUAUAGAUCACUGGUAAAAACUGGUCAAGUCAAAUUUUAGUUUUUGUGUAUUAGAAUUUCUUAAUCAUAAAUAUUCAUUUAUUCUAUUUUUAUAGUAUAUAUGAUUUCUGAAUCAUAAAUCUUUUUGUUUACCCUAUUUUCAGUGUAAAUGAAAUUUCUUAAUCAAA